AGCUGUGGGCGUGUGCGUAAGUAAAAAUGGCGACAUACAGGUAAUUCAAAACAAACAAUUCCAGUCCUGGGAACAAACUGGAAGACGAGACCUUGACGAGCCUGGAGAGCUACCUGGACGAGUGUUUUGACAACAUCGUAAUGGGGAAGCCGAAGAAUCCCACAUCCACGAACACACCGUCUUCCAAACGAUGUCGGUCUAGUUCAACCAGUGCUGCUUCUACAUCUACUUUGUCUCCAGACAGGAGCUACAGCGACGUCCUGGAAUCCAUCGACAAAAAGCUAACUAGCUUGGACGCCCGCCUUGCCCUGGUAGAAGUCCUGCAUAAGGAGUUUCAAGCUUUGAGAGAGUCGCUGGAAUUCAGCCAAGCUCAGCUGGCCUCCGUCACCGCCGAGAAUGAAGCGCUGAAGGGGGAAGUCACCAAACUCGCCGAGGGGAUGAUCCAGCUGUCCGGCGAAAAUAGAAAGAUGAAGGAAUCCAUUCUGGACAUUCAGUCGCGGAGCAUGAGAGACAAUCUCGUCUUCGCUGGAAUCGCUGAACAGCAGGACGAGGACCCUGAGGCGAUAGUACGUGAGUUCCUCCAGAAGAAGCUGAAAAUCCCGGCGGACCAGGUAAAAAACAUCACCUUCCAUCGCGUUCACCGGCUCGGAGGUAAGAAGCCUGAUAAAUCCCGUCCUAGACCAAUUGUAGCUAAGUUUGAGCAUUACAAGCAGAAAGAGCAGGUCAGGAGUCAGGGCAGAGAGCUGAGAGGAACAGAUUUCAGCGUCAAUGACCAGUAUCCAAAGGAAAUAUUAGAUCGCAGGCGAGCGUUAUUCCCAAUCAGGAAGAAAUACAUCAGUGAAGGCGUCAGAGCUACAGUAGCAGUUGACAAACUUUAUAUUAAUGGUCAGUUGUUCAGGGAUCAGAAGAUCACUCCUUGGCUUUAUUAGAUGCACAACAGGCAGGUUUAAAAGCAUGUGACACCUGAUUAAAGUGUAUAGAACAUUUCACGGUGAUAAAUGAAAUAUAUGCACAGCUCUAGAGCACGUUUGCACGGUAUGACUGCUAGUUACAGCUGGGUACAGAAUGCAUGGGCUGGGGUUCUUUUUCUUUCACCUUUUCUCACUCAUUGCACUCUCUUAAUUUUCUGUCUUCCUUUUCCUUAUUCGUCUGCUUCUUCCCUGUGGUCCACACAAUCACAAGCACACGGUUUGAUGCUACCUGGGUCUAGGUAUAACUAUUUAUUCAGAGGCAUGUACUUUUCAUCUUCUCACUCACACCUAUGGUGAAUGUAAGGUUUGUGACAUGGAAUGUGCAUGGGGCUGGCACCAGAGAGAAAAAGCUUAAGAUUUUUAACCAGCUUAAAAGAUUAAAUGCAGAUGUUGUCUUAUUGCAAGAAACCCAUAAAUCAGCGGCAUCUAUAAGUGAUCUUAACUCCCCUGAGUUCCCUGAUGUGUUUGCAGCCUGCUAUAACUCGAGACAGAGAGGGGUAGCUAUUUUAAUCCACAAAAACCUCAGUUUUACUUUAUUAGACAAAAUUAUAGAUCCUGAAGGCAGAUUCAUCAUAAUUAAAAUAUCUAUUUAUAACCAAAAGUUGUGUAUUGUCAGCAUAUAUGGUCCAAAUGUUGACGACCCCUCAUUCUUCCACAAAGUUUUUCAUGCACUUUCAAAGCACGGGGAUUGUUCUCUAAUUAUUGGGGGUGACCUCAACUUUGGUCUAAAUGGAGAAAUGGACAGGUUGAGUACAACAGGGACUCAGCGCAGUUGGCAAUCAUUAAAUGUAGUCAAACAAUACAUGAGUGAUUUUGGUCUUUGCGAUGCAUGGCGAUCUCUUCAUCCUAACAGUAAGGAAUACACUUUCUUUUCCAAUGUCCAUCAUUCCUACUCUCGUCUGGACUAUUUCCUAAUCAGCAGCUCACUGCUGUCUGACGUCUCAGAUGCUGUAAUCCAUCCUAUUGCUGUCAGUGAUCAUGCUCCUGUUACUUUAACCCUAAUAAAUAAAAAAAUAGUCCCACAAAACAAGAGCUGGAGAUUAAAUACAUCACUGCUUAAAGAUGAAGAGUUUCUCAAAUUUUUCAAGGAAGAGUGGGCAUCAUACUUGGUGUGCAAUGAUUUACCAGGAACAUCAGCAUCUAUACUAUGGGAGGCAGGGAAAGCAGUGAUGAGAGGUAAAAUUAUUUCAUUUUCAUCUCAUAAAAAAAA
Molecule: messenger RNA, 2181 nt
Organism: Cyprinodon tularosa
Lineage: Eukaryota; Metazoa; Chordata; Actinopteri; Cyprinodontiformes; Cyprinodontidae
Exons: 2
Coding region: 141-929 (262 amino acids)
Source: RefSeq, a predicted model, not a curated record